AUGGCGAAAACGGAAAACACGAACACAACGCUGCUGCGCCCCGCGGCCGACGGCGCUCGCUACGAGCUGACCAGCCCGACGGCGCUGCCCAAGGCCGGCGGGUUCCUGUGGAACCAGCAGAUGAUGAUCCAGGUGACGUGCCGGGGGUACGCGACGGCGCAGCACAUGCAGCCCGAGCCGGCCAAGUACGCGCACGCGCCGAACCUCGAGGCGCGGACCUUCAUGCAGCCCGAGCAGAACUACUACGCACACCACCCGGGCCGCUUCGUCUACGUCAAGGACGAGGAGACGAACGAACUAUUCUCGGCGCCGUAUGAGCCCGUGCGUGCCGCGCCGGACCGCUUCGUCUUCUCCGUCGGCCAGAGCGACAUCAAGUGGACCGUCGAACGCCUCGGUAUCCGCGUGGAGAUGACGCUGGGCGUCCCGACGCACGACGUCGUCGAGCUGUGGAGUGUCAGGGUCACGAAUCUGUCGGGCCGGCCGCGCAGGAUCAGCGUCUACCCCUAUUUUCCCUUCGGGUACAUGUCGUGGAUGAACCUGUCUGCGGAAUGGCGGCCGGAUUUGGGUGCCGUGGUCGCUAGCAGCAUUACGCCCUACCAGAAGGCCGAGGAUUAUUUCAAGAACAACCUGUUCAAGGACAAGUCAUACUUCCUGUGUGAGACGCCGCCGACUUCGUGGGAAGCCAUGCAGCAAACUUUCGAAGAUGAAGGUGGCCUCCACGCUCCGUCGGCCGUGCUGGAGCCGGAGCUCAAGGGAGGCGAUGCUCGCUACGAGACGCCUGCCGCUGCCGUGCAAUACCGCGUGAAGUUAGAAGCGGACGAGAAGCAGGAAUACCGCUUCCUAUUCGGUCCUGCCCUCGACGACGCCGAGAUAAAGGAUAUGCGCGCCAGGUAUCUGAGCAAGGAAGGUUUUGCUCGGUGCGCCGAGGACUACUCGGCAUACAUCCUCAAAGGCCGCGGGUGCCUGCAGAUCGAGACGCCGGACAAGGACCUCGACAACUUCGUCAACAACUGGCUCCCGCGCCAAUGCUACUACCACGGCGACGUGAACCGUCUGACCACUGACCCCCAGACGCGGAAUUAUCUGCAGGACAACAUGGGCAUGACGUACAUCAAGCCCGAGGUGGCGCGCAAGGCCUUCCUGAUCGCCGCCGGCCAGCAGGAAGAGAACGGUGCCAUGCCAGAUGGUAUCUUGCUGGCAGAGGGUGCGGAGUUGAAAUACAUCAAUCAGGUCCCACACACCGAUCAUUGCGUGUGGCUGCCGGUCACACUCGAAGCCUACCUGGCAGAGACGGCAGACUACGCCCUCCUAGAUGAGGUAGUGAAGGGCAUGCACGGAGACACCUACACCGUCUUCGAGCGCUUUAGUCGAGCCAUGGACUGGCUACUUUCCGCCCGAGACGAAAGAGGCCUAAGCUACAUCGCACAAGGCGACUGGUGCGACCCGAUGAACAUGGUCGGCUACAAGGGCAAGGGCGUCUCCGGCUGGCUCACCCUCGCCACGGCCUACGCCGUCAACAUCUGGGCCAACGUCUGCGAGCAACAGGGCAAGACAGAGCUGGCCACGAGAUACCGCGCCGGCGCCAGGGAGGUCAAUGACGCCGCGAACGCGCAUCUGUGGGACGGCGACUGGUUCGCGCGCGGCAUCACCGACGAUAACGUCAUCUUCGGCGUCAAGAAGGACGCCGAGGGCCGCAUCUGGCUCAACCCGCAGACGUGGUCCAUUCUCGGCGGCGGCGCCAGCGCCGGGCAGAUCGCCCGGAUGCUGCCGGCUGUCGACGAGCAGCUGAGCACGCCGUACGGCGUUGUCAUGUUCGCCCCGGCGUAUAGCGCUAUGCGCGAGGACGUCGGCCGCGUGACGCAGAAGUUCCCCGGUUCGGCUGAGAACGGGUCGGUGUAUAACCAUGCGGCCGUGUUCUACGUGCAUAGUCUGUACUCGGUUGGCGAGAGGGACCGCGCGUACAAGGCGCUGCGGCAGAUGAUCCCCGGCCCGACGGAAGAGGACUAUGUGCAGCGCGGACAAUUGCCCGUGUAUAUCCCCAAUUACUACCGUGGAGCGUGGCAUGAGUACCCGCGGACGGCAGGCCGGUCCAGCCAGUUAUUCAACACGGGCACUGUGUCGUGGGCGUACCGCUGCUUCAUCGAGGGUCUAUGUGGGCUGCGAGGUGACCCUGACGGCCUUGUCAUCCAACCGCAAUUGCCGUCGGACUGGGACGGGAUCAAGGUCACGCGGCUGUUCCGCGGCGCAACCUUUAUAGUAGAUGUCCGCAAGGUAGAUGUGGACAAGGUUGUUGUUAAAUACGAGGGUCAGGAAUUGCCAGAAGCGAGAUUCAGGAAGAUAGAGCCUGGGAAGACUUAUGAGCUCACGCACUUCAACAUCCUGGUACGAAAUCACGAAGCUGCUCUAGCGAAGCUCAUCAUCGACGGCCGCCGGUCCCAUUUGGUCGCAACCCUCGCGGAGCUAGACUUCAGUGGCCUGGACAUCCUCGCGGCCGUCAAUAGGUUCAGUGAGGCAUUCUUUCCUACCAUGGAGUCUGACAUGAAACUUGACGUGUCCGAAUCUGGCCGGGCAUCCGACCGCGCUGCCGCUAUGGAAGGCCUACGCCAGUUUGGCGUCUGGUAUAUGGGUCAGCAGGAGCGCCAUGGAGACCUUUGGCCUGCUACAGAGACAGAUCGCCGUCCAAUCUCUCAUUACAGAACCUUUGCUCAAGAGGUCGCCGAGGAACUCCUUAGUAUCAUGCAUGACGUUCCCGUAUCAGGCCACAAAUACGUGCGGGCCUGCUCGUGGGAUGUGGCGUGUAUUCUCAGGAUGUGGGGAGUCAGCUGGCCGGAUGGAGGUGUGACUGCUCUGGUCGAACGAGCGAUCCAGAGUAAGCUAGACCGGGAUCUUAAUACUGCAGAGGACGUGCUUGAGACGGAGGGUGGUGACUCAGGGAAAGCAGCCCUCUGGGUCGGCCUCGAGUACUGGUGUGAUCGGUGGCAAGAGGCUGAAUGCGGUGCACUUGAGCAGCUUUUCGGUGCGGUCGACGUCCCCAUGGUUGAAGGUUCUCUUCGGGUGUCGGAAGACCUCCAGAGUGGUACCGAAAUGGCCCAGGCUGCCGAAGAUGCGUCGGCGUCUUCAACCUCAAAGGAUAGUUGUACGGUUCACGAACUGGAAGAUGUCCUGCCUGAUCUCCCACUAUUGCCGUCCCAUGGUAUGCUUCACUACGUCCUGCCGUUCGGAAGCCAGCAUCUCGUGAGCCUAGGUCGUCUGUUGCGCGGCGAGUCUACAAGUGCGCUGGAGCGGGCGCUUGUUUUUAGGAGCGCCCGCGUAGGCUUACGGAGCGGCCGCACAGAGAACCAGGGGUGGUUGCAUCAGGUAGUACGAAGACCAGCGAAGAUCAGCAAGCACGCGCUGGCAGACGAGGUGUUCCUAUCUCGCUUGUUGGGCAGCGCGAUGUAG
Messenger RNA from Anthostomella pinea, 3441 nucleotides. The record is from the annotation of a GenBank genome assembly. NCBI's taxonomy places the organism in Eukaryota, Fungi, Ascomycota, Sordariomycetes, Xylariales, Xylariaceae.